AUGUUUGACGGCUGGACCCACGCUGGCAUUCACUAUGUUGCUCUCUACGCCGUCUACGAGACAGCUGGUAAGCUGCGCAUACCGCUACUUGGUAUUUCUCCCCUUGAAGAUGGCGAUCAGACGGCAGACGCCCACAUCAAGCUGCUCAAGAACAUCCUGGAUGUGUACGACAAGACCAGCGACAUGGUGGGGUUUCUGGUGGAGGACAACUGCGCAACUAACCAGUCCAUUGCAACCAAGAUGGGUAUCCCCCUCGUCGGCUGCGAGAGUCAUCGUUUCAACCUGGCUGUGAACAAGUUCAUGGAGCCGUAUGGCGAUUUACUGGACGAAGUCAACAACCUUCUGGUGGAACUUCGUCAUGAAAACAACCGUGCCGAGCUGAAGAAGUACACCGAUCUCGUCCCUAUCAAGCGGAACGUCACGCGUUGGUCCUCGACGUUUACAAUGGUGGAGAGGUACAUUCGUAUUCACGCAGAGAUCAAGAAGGUCGACGCCGUGGAGGAAAUAGUCCCAACCGGCGGGAAGCACCGGAAGUUGGUCGCGCUGUUUGAGCACCUCAAGAAGUUCGAGAACGUCUGUAAGCGACUUCAGCGCGAGGACACCGAUAUGGGAGAGGUACGCCUGAUGGUCGACUCCCUCAUCGCGGAGUACCCUGUCAUGUCAGAGACUCUGAAGUCGACCGCCAAGAUCGUCCAUACGCCUGCAUUCGAAUCGGGUGUUGUCAAGGUCAUCUCUGGCACGGCUCUAUCGCCCGCGGAGACAGCAGCUUUGAAGCGGUUCGAGCAGGCACAACCCACAGGAAAGAAGCGCAAGGAGCGGGAAGAAGACUACGCGACGAUGUUGCUCCAAGGCAAGGGAAAGAAGAGGAAACAAGCGCCAAGUACCACACGUUACAUGCCGCUCGUGAAAAUGGUUCCUCCGACGUCAAACACGGUCGAGCGGAUUUUCUCUCAGUACAAGCUGGUAUUGACACCGCAGCGUCGAUCUAUGCUUCCGGCCAACUUCGAGCAGCUGGCGUUUCUCCGGGUCAACCACGGCAUGUGGGACGUUUCCACAGUAGCCCGAGUUAGCAAGCAGCAGGGUAGCUAA
Molecule: messenger RNA, 1089 nt
Organism: Phytophthora sojae
Lineage: Eukaryota; Oomycota; Peronosporomycetes; Peronosporales; Peronosporaceae
Exons: 1
Coding region: 1-1089 (362 amino acids)
Source: RefSeq, a predicted model, not a curated record